Molecule: messenger RNA, 914 nt
Organism: Amyelois transitella
Lineage: Eukaryota; Metazoa; Arthropoda; Insecta; Lepidoptera; Pyralidae
Product: histone H1B-like
Exons: 1
Coding region: 50-805 (251 amino acids)
Biological process (GO): nucleosome assembly
Cellular component (GO): nucleosome
Molecular function (GO): DNA binding; structural constituent of chromatin
Source: RefSeq, a predicted model, not a curated record
UUGUUUGUUUGCGCGUGUGUGUUAAGUGAAAUAAAUAAAUAUUAACAAUAUGGCAGACACAGCUGUAGCUUCCGAGGCACCGGCACCGGCUACGCCGGCGAAGAAGCAGCCUAAGGCGUCUGCCGCGGCGGGCGGUGUCAAGAAGGCGAAAGCCAAACCGACCCACCCGAAGACAUCGGAGAUGGUCAACAGCGCCAUCAAGGAGUUGAAGGAGAGGAGCGGAUCGUCCCUGCAGGCCAUUAAGAAAUACAUAGCGGCCCAAUACAAAGUCGACGCCGAGAAAUUGGCACCGUUCAUAAGGAAAUAUUUGAAGAGCGCCGUCGAAUCCGGAGCACUGAUCCAGACCAAGGGCAAAGGUGCGUCGGGAUCGUUCAAAUUGGAAUCCAAAUCGUCAUCGUCCAAGAAACCGGCCGGCGGUGCGGCGGGCACCAAGAGGUCCGCGUCCGCGGCCGGCGCCAAAUCGAAGAAGGGAUCCGCCGCGUCCGCGUCCGCCUCCAAGGCGAAGAAGGCCGCCUCCGCCGGCGGCGGUGCGUCUUCGUCGCCGUCGAAGGCUGCCGGCGGCAAGGCGGCCUCGUCCGCCGCCACCGCUAAGGACAAGAAGGCUGCGGCCGCGGCCAAGAAGAAGCCAGCGGCGGCCAAGAAGGCCGCGACGGCCGCGCCCGCGAGGGCCAAGGCCGCUGCCGCGCCGAAGGCGAAGAAAACUGCCAAACCCCCUACGAAGAAACCGAAAGCGCCCAAGCCGAAGAAGGCCGCCACAACACCCAAGAAGCCCGCAGCAAAGAAAGCGGCCGCGUCAAAGAAGUAAAUCCCUACCUGUGUAUGUACCUGGUACAUACCGCCGCUCUCUUUAUCUCUCCGCCGUUUGUUUACUGCUAGUUGCUUGCUUGCUUGCAGAAACAACAACAACUACCACG